AUGACGAACGGACCAAGGCAACGGGGCAGCGCAGCCGCGUCUAGCGGGGAUGCUGUCGCCGAGUCCGGGAAGGAGUCAGGAGGAGGGGUGGCUCUGAAGAAAGAGAUCGGCCUUGUGAGCGCCUGCGGAAUUAUUGUUGGUAAGUGUCAAAAAUCAAACAUUGGAAUGGAUAAUGUCUCUAAUAAUGUUCAUGCAUAUUUGCAAAGGCUGGUUUGCGAAAAAAGUAUUAAUAGGCGUAGUUGAUUUUGAAUAAUAGCCUACUGUGACCCACCUGAGCUUUAGGUACACUGAUUGACUCAGAGAAAGUGUGAGUGUGCGCGCGCGUCCGUGCAUAACUAGUUGGACAGCCAGUGCUAUGAAAGUGAAUUGGACUGACCACUGCUCAGAGUUGCUGAGAGCUGCUUUGAAGAAUGGCAUGACUCAGAGCCAUUAUUCAUAAGAUUUGGUUUGGGUAGCGUAAGGUCACUCUCCCACAUACUCAAAAUGGCACUUUAUUAGUGGAUAAUUUUCAGCAUCUUCUAAUGUAGGCUAAUUAUCGUUGAUGGCUAUUGCAUCACUUCAGCAGUUACCAGUCGUUCAAUUAAAUGCAAUGCUGUGUAGAUCGAUACACAGACAGAGGAUGUGUUGUUGUGAGGUCCCGGUGAAUCAGUGGUGUGGUCUCUGUUCUCUGGUCUCUCAACCUUGAGGGAGAUGACUCACUCGCUGACAGGUUUCCAUGGUAACUGAACGGUCUGGAUAGUCGGAGGGGCCUUUCUGGUUAGAUACAGAUUGGGGGGUAGAGAGAGAUGGAGGUAGAGAGAGAAACAAAAGAGGGGGAGAGGGAGAGAGAGAGAGUUACAGCUAACAGCAAAUGAAGCAGAUAUUAAAGGGUAGGCCCUUGGUUGGCCCUCUCCUUUGAGCUCUAUUGAGUGAGCCUGUAUGAAGAGAGCCUCUAUGUCCUGACUUCUGCCCCAUAGACUCUCCUCCAUUCAAAUAUCAUUAAUUAAUCUCCAACAUAAGUACUAGACUCGCCAUCAUUAAAACAGAAGGGUUAAAAAACUAAAAUGGCACCCUAUUCCCUUUAAAGUGCAUUACUUUUGACCAGAGCCGUAUGGGCCCUAUGGGCCCUGGUCCAAAGUGGUGCGCUAUAUAGGGAAUAGGGUGUCACUUGGGUCGCAGCCCUUGCUGUUUUUAAUUGUAAAAGAGUGAAGAGACUAGAGUAGUGAAUUGCACCCGCCCGGUCCAUAGGUUCUUCAUCUUCCAAAUAUCAUUAACAGUUUAACCCACAUCAUUUAACUCCAAUCAUUAAGGUUUAAAAGAGCAUGCCAACGAUUACCGUAGUAGGCUACAUGUCAUGAUGACACUCUAUGUUUAUCACCAUCCAUAGUCCACAGUCAUUCAGACAUAGUGGUGGUCGAUCAGCAGAGACAACCUAGCCUACUGUAAGGUCAUUCAUUCACGAACACAUCUGGGCCGUAUUCAUUAAUACACACCGAAGCAAAAUGGUUAGCAACAGAAAACGAAAACGAACAUUUCUUAUUGGACAAGUUCAGGUACUGUCCCUCCCUGUUUGAAUCUGUUUUCUUCUGUUCGGUGCCAAAUGAACACAACCCUGAUCUCUCCUCUUAUCUCACGUGAGAGGCCUUAUCGUCAGAUGACUGAACUCAAACUGCCAAGUUCCAACUCUUCCCUCAGCCUUUGUUCUCUGUCCGUUUCACUGAGUUUCCUCAAAGGGGGCUGAGGGAGGGAGUUUUUUAUGAGCUAAAGGUACAGUCUGUCAGAUCUAUUGUCCUCUGAGUCCACCUCCACCCCCUUCUGGGUGAGGGGGGUGAGGGGGGUGAGGAGGGUGAGAGGGGUGAGGAGGGUUAGGGGAGUGAGGACAGAGGGGGGGGGGGGGUCUGAGGACUGAGCGGGGUGAGGUUUUGGAGGAGGGGUAGGAGGGUGAGGAGGAGGGGGAGGUGGCCUAAUCAGAGUCAGCAGGCAGGAGUUACAGUCAGGUGGAUGAUGGGGAUGGCAGCAGCUCACUGCAUUCUUCACCUCUCCCCCCUCCUUCUUUCCUCCUUUCAUUAUUUCUUCAUUCGUCACCUCCAUACUCUUUUACUUGGGGCCCAUUAAACUCAAAGCUGGGCACUGCUGGAAUGAGAAGUGCUGAUGGCAGCGCCCUCGGAGGUGUGUGUGUGUGUGUAUGUGUGCGUCUUAGCGUCUGUGUGUGUAUGCGUCUUAGUGUCUGUGUGUGUGUAUGUGCACCUGUGUGAGUGUGUGUGCAUGUGCGCGCGUGUGUGUCCUUGGAGAGCUUCUGGCCAGUGUCCAAGCAGCAGGUUGCCUCAGCUGGGGAGUUUGUAGAGGGCUUUGGACAGGGAGGAAGUACAAAUGUGCUAAUCUCCCUGGUCUUUGUAAUACUACAGAACCUGCUCUCAGCUGUAGUAGUAUGCUCUGGGGUGAAGUCCCCUUGGUACAGAUCUAGGAUCAGCUUCCCCUCCCCCAAUCCUAACCUUAACCAUUAGUGGGGGGAAUGCAAAACUAAGCCAAGAUCAGCUUUUAGGGGCAACUUCACCCUACAACUGUAGCACUACACAGCUGCAGACACUCUAUCUAGCAUGACAUGUGCAAAACCCUCUCAAAGCCUGAGCAGGCACAUAGUUUGACCCAGUCUAAGUUUUAGGACUUGGAGAGGCUUUUGCACAUUACAUCUGUGCUCAGCGUUCACCUGUCUGUGUUGUUCUGGGAUGCUUGUUGGUUCAUCAUAGCUUGUUGCUCGGGAGCUCUGGUUAAGGGCUCUGCCUCUGGUAAGGGGGCAGUAGACUAGCACACACUACACAGCACAUUGUUCAUGAAAGGGGAUCAUAAGGCUGAAGUAAGCUAUGCUUGCGUCCCAAAUGGCACCUUAUUCCCUUAAAAGUAGUGCACUGUGUAGGGAAUAGGGUGCCAUUUGGGACGUGGCCUUUGUCUGAGUAAGUAAGUCUAGCGCAUGACAUGAACAUGUCUGAGCUCUAGGCCUACCAGCUUUGUUUGAGGCCAGUGAUAUUUUUGUAUACAUUCUCCUGGAGAUUACACAUGCUGGGUUUGGUUCGUACAUGCUCUAGUGCUUCCAGAGACCUUUAGGUUUCAUUCCCGAUUCUCCACCAUGCUCUCAAAGUGUUCGGUUGCAAACUCUCCUUCAUGGAGUUAACUAUGGUGGAAACUACCUCCAGCCAAUGACUACACCAGUCCUACCAGUCCCCUCUCAUUGUCUCACCAUCCAAGGGUCACACACAAAGUUGCUGAACUGAAGCAUUGUAAAGCUGACACUGACUGCACAGUUUCAAAGAUGUAGUAAACUAACUGGAAGCAGUCACUUCCUUUAGUCAAGGUUGAGAUUAAUCAUCCUUUACCCUUCAGGCACUAAGUCAACGUUACAUAAGUGCACCAGCGAGUACAGUUCCUGAUGCAUAUGGAGCAUUUUAAGGCUUGUGGUUUCAGACUGUUCUUCUACAUCAUAGCAACCAUUGGGGCAAUACAGGACAGGUGUUUAGGUGUGUGUGUGUGUGUGUAGGUUAGUGCUUCCAGACACUUUCUGCACAUGUUCACUCACUCACGGACUCACUCACUCACUCUCUCACACACACACACUCACACACACACACUCUCACACUCUCACACACUCACACACACACACACACACUCACACACACACACACACACACACACACACACACACACACACACACACACACACACACACACACACACACACACACACACACACACACACACACACACACACACACACACACACACACACACAAAAAGUCUGUAUCAAUACCUUUGGCUUUUGUACUGUGUAUUCUCCUCACUCAACUCUGACUCUGUAAGUUCAAAUGUACGACCUUUAGCCCUGACGCCCUAUUCUCCGUCGAGGUUUAUGAGCCAAUUAGUCAGCUGAAUCUGAUUCUCAACCCUCGACCUCUGACCCCUACUGCUUUGUCAGAUCACUAAUGGGGUGCGAGUCGUUAAUCUGUCAUCUGAACCAAGUCUAACCUAACACACACAUACACACACACACAGUCUCUGUCAUGUUUACUUGUCUGAUGCUUAUAGAGGCGGUCAGGGAAUUGUUCUGAUGGAGUGUAGGGGCCUCCUUACUACACACACACACACACACACACACAGGCCUCGUCGUUCCUCGUUGUACUCUGUCACCUCUCCCCCCUUUCUCUCUCUCUCUCUCUCUCUCUCUCUCUCUCUCUCUCUCUCUCUCUCUCUCUCUCUCUCUCUCUCUCUCUCUCUCUCUCUCUCUCUGUGUCUCCUCAUCCUCAGUGCUAACUCAGCACAUUGCGUUUCCAGUCUGUCUGCUGGCUGGCUGCUCAUUGCUGUUAAAGCUACAUUCUCUCCUCUCUCUUUGUCUCUCUCUCUCUUUCUUCUUCUACUUUAUCUCUCUAUCUGUCUCCUUUGUCCUCUCACAUUUUCCCUCUGUCAUCCAUUUUUCACUACACCACUCUUUAAAUCCCAAUGUUGUGUUUUUCUCCCUCUUCUUCUCUCUUGAGGAAAUCAGCUAAAAGGCUGAGUAAUCAAAUGCGUCCUCCUAUGGGUAUGGUAACACAGUAUUGUCUCUCAGUGGUAUAGAGUACACUCAUGAUUGGAAUAGGGAUUCUGAACUGUGCUUUUGUUACACAUAUUGUUAAGAAUCCGUCUUUAAACUGUCUCCAUUGGUUCCACUCUGUUCCCCCCAAUUAAUCUCCUGAUUGCACCCAGUGACGAAUGCUGGUGUCACAUCGAUAACAUUCCCCUCUCCCCUCGUCAUUAGAUGGUGGAACUGAUGUUCUCACCCUAAUUUCUCCGACCCCCUUCAAAUCUUCCUGCCUGUGAAUGGCACUGUUGUCACGCUAAUAACCGCCCCCCUUUCUCCUCAGUGCUUCAAAUAACUGUUGGUGACACUUCAAUAACCAUCCCCUCUUCUUCUCUCUAUUCCAGGUAACAUCAUCGGGUCGGGGAUCUUCGUCAGCCCUAAGGGUGUGAUGGAGAACGCCAGCUCCGUGGGUCUGGCGCUGAUCGUGUGGAUCGUCACUGGUAUCAUCACAGCCAUCGGAGCGCUGUGCUACGCCGAGCUGGGUGUCACCAUCCCCAAGUCAGGGGGAGACUACGCAUACGUCAAGGACAUCUUCGGAGGACUGGCAGGGUGAGUGGCUGGAUCUGUGGUGCUUGGUGACCUUUGACCCACAACUGUAUUUACUGAUCUAACUCACUCACUCAUUCACUCGCUCACUCACUCCUAUCCUCUCUGGUAUCUUCUCCCCAGGCCAUAUCACCAAUCCUUUGUCCACAUUGAUUAAACACAGUCUGUGUGUUUGUAGUGUUCCCCCAGACGGUAAACACACACAGAUUGAGCCCUGACCUUGUGUUGUAACAGUCUGGAUCCAUUUUGUAUCAGAGUAUUUUCAGAGAGGAAUCCACCCAGCCAACAACACCUCAGACUAUUGUUAGUGUCCCGUCAGUAGAUCAAUGAGAAGUUUACAAUGAAACAAACUUUUACCCAGAACCAACUCAUAUUUUCUGUUUGAAGGCUUUGUUUAGUAUGUUAGAAUGGGUCUCUAACUGUUUCCUCCAGAUGCCUCAGAUGUUUAGGUUUGAAGUUUUUCGGGGCACAUACUGUUUUCGCUGUUUCCUUCUCUCUGUGAUACGAAACUACGAUCAAGGAGUAUUUGUUUUGAUGGUGUACUGUUUAGGAGUAGGAGGAGGGUACAGCAGAAACAAAGUUGUUGAUAAGGACACCCCUGCGUUGCUGGGGGGAUGGGGGGAGUGGACUCUUCCGCAGAGACUCUCCACAGGUCUCCAUAGGUGUUUGUGGAUGUGCCCACCCCAGUGGUGCGGGGGUGUCAGGCCAAGCAUUCCAGUGGCUAGCCAUGGUGGUGACACACAGUCCUGAUGAGACACUAUCACACAGUGUUAGCAAAUCAGUUCCUUUACUGAGGGCUCUGCUUUGGGGUUUUACUUGAAUCUUACAGACGUAUUGUAACAUUUGUGAACAUUUGUUAAAACACACAUAGACACACACUGGCUGAACACCGGCUCACACAAACACGCAUGCACACUAACACGCAUGCACACAAACACGCAUGCACACUAACACGCAUGCACACUAACACGCAUGCACACUAACACGCAUGCACACAAACACGCAUGCACACAAACACGCAUGCACACAAACACGCAUGCACACAAACACGCAUGCACACUAACACGCAUGCACACAAACACGCAUGCACACAAACACGCAUGCACACAAACACGCAUGCACACAAACACGCAUGCACACUAACACGCAUGCACACAAACACGCAUGCACACAAACACGCAUGCACACAAACACGCAUGCACACAAACACGCAUGCACACAUUCUUUGUGAGUAACAGCCAAGGGGAACGUAGCGAAGCGUAAUGACCCCCCCCCCCCCCCCCCCCCCUCCUUAACACACACAAACACACACACACAAACACACCAUCCACUCUCUGAGUGAGUGAGUGAGUGAGUGAGUGAGUGAGUGAGUGAGUGAGUGAGUGAGUGAGUGAGUGAGUGAGUGAGUGAGUGAGUGAGUGAGUGAGUGAGUGAGUGAGUGAGUGUUUGAGUGCGUGAGAGAGUGAAUGAGUGAGUGAGUGAUCACUAUCCCUCUAACAGUAGGCUCUGCCCCCUUCAUGAUACAAUACAUUGUUAUAACACACAAUCUGUGUGUGUGUGUGUGUGCGUGCGCAUGUGUGUGCGUCAGUGUCUACUGUUCAUAUCCCUAAUUUACCCCUCCCUCUCCUCUCCCUCUGUCUCUCUUCCUCCCUCCCGCCUCCUCUAGGUUCCUGCGUCUAUGGAUCGCAGUGCUGGUGAUAUACCCCACCAACCAGGCGGUGAUCGCACUCACCUUCUCCAACUACGUCCUACAGCCCCUCUUCCCAACCUGCUUCCCCCCAGAGAAUGGUCUGCGCCUGCUGGCCGGCGUCUGCCUACGUGAGUACCCUAUACCCUGGAGGGAGAGGUGGAGGAGGGGGGUGGAAGGAUGUUGAGAGAGAGAGAGAGAGAGAGAGAGAGAGAGAGAGAGAGAGAGAGAGAGAGAGAGAGAGAGAGAGAUUUUAGGAAACUUAUAAGAUUCUGUUGUAUUGGUGUGUGAAGUAGUGUUGUAGUAGCGCCUCUUGGUGCUGGAAGAGUGGAACGGGUGGGAAUAGGACAUGCAAAAGAGAGAGGAGUGAAACAUCAACAGAUUGUUCCUUCACAGAUCUGAGAACUGGAUAGGUCUCUCUCUUCAUCUCUCUCCUCUCUCUCCUCUCUCUGUCUCUCUCUCUCUCUUCUCUCUCUGUCUCGCUCUCUGUCUAUCUAUCUCUCUCUCUUCAUCUCUCUCUUGCUCUCUCUCUUCAUCUCUCUCUCUCUCUCACUUCAUCUCUCUCUCUCUUCAUCUCUCUAUCUUUCUCUUCCUCUCUCUCUCUCUUCCCCUCUCUCUCUUCAUCUCUAUAUCUCUCUCUUCCUCUCUCUCACUCACAUCUUCCUCCUGCCCUACUUUCUCUUCUGUUCUUUCUGUAACAUCCACUUGUGACUUGACCCACCGUCAAAGAACAUGUAAGAAAGAGAGUGAGUAAAAAGAGGUAGCAGAGUAGGUGAGAGUGUUAAAACAAAUGGAUAAAUGUGUUUGCACCACUCUGAGAGUGGUAGUGACGGACUUCUCUACAAACCUCCCACACGCAGCCCAAAUACCACAAGGUGGGCUCAGACAGGCAGAGAGAGACAGAGAGAGACAGAGAGAGACAGAGAGAGACAGAGAGAGACAGAGAGAGAGAGACAGAGAGAGAGAGACAGAGAGAGAGACAGAGAGAGACAGAGAGAGAGAGAGAGAGAGAGAGAGAGUCAUAGAAAGAGAGAGCGAGAGAGAGAGAGACAGAGAGAGUGACGGAACAGAGAUAGUGUGACAGUGUGAAGCUAGUUUGUGAAAGCAACAACAUCCUCCCAGAUCGCUUUAAUAUGUUUUCUUCUGUCUGUGAGUUCUUUCCCAAAAACCCAUAAGAACUGUUCAAUAAUAUAUGUUUUGAAUGAGUUGAUCUUACCAAUAGGGUUUUUGUAACUGGAUCAAUUGUUACUUGUAAGACUGACUAAUAAUUGCUGUGGGAAACUGUUCUUUAGUGUCACCAUUCAAGCCUAGUAUCCACUUUAGCUGGAAUGCACCUGUGGCUAUUCUGUUGCCCUGUUGUUGUUCAGUUCAACCAUAGAGCAGUAUACUAUGAUAGCUUGGCUGUGCAGACAGACAGACUCCCUGUGGGCAUCUUUGUGCCAUCCCAAUCAUGAACCCAGUAAUCAGAGAAGAUCUGGGGGCGUUGUAUUCACAAAGAGUCUCAGAGUAUAGAAGUGCUGAUCCAUAAAAUGAUGAUAAUCUAACAAUCUAGGCUAUUCUAGAUCAGCACUCGUAUAUGUACAUAAUGUACAGUGGGGAGAACAAGGAUUUGAUACACUGCCGAUUUUGCAGGUUUUCCUACUUGUAGAGGUGUGUAGAGCAUGUAGAGGUCUGUAAUUGUUAUCAUAGGUACACUUCAACUGUGAGAGACGGAAUCUAAAAUCCAGAAUAUCACAUUGUAUGAUUUUUAAGGAAUUCAUUUGCAUUUUAUUGCAUGACAUAAGUAUUUGAUCACCUACCAACCAGUAAGAAUUCCGGCUCUCACAGACCUGUUAGUUUUUUUUUAAGAAGCCCUCCUGUUCUCCACUCAUUACCUGUAUUAACUGCACCUGUUUGAACUCGUUACCUGUAUAAAAGACACCUGUCCACACACUCAAUCAAACAGACUUCAACCUCUCCACAAUGGCCAAGACCAGAGAGCUGUGUAAGGACAUCUGGGAUAAAAUUGUAGACCUGCACAAGGCUGGGAUGGGCUACAGGACAAUAGGCAAGCAACUUGGUGAGAAGGCAACAACUGUUGGCGCAAUUAUUAGAAAAUGGAAGAAGUUCAAGAUGACGGUCAAUCACCCUCGGUCUGGGGCUCCAUGCAAGAUCUCACCUUGUGGGGCAUCAAUGAUCAUGAGGAAGGUGAGGGAUCAGCCCAGAACUACACGGCAGGACCUGGUCAAUGACCUGAAGAGAGCUGGGACCACAGUCUCAAAGAAAACCAUUAGUAACACACUACGCCGUCAUGGAUUAAAAUCCUGCAGCGCAGGCAAGGUCCCCCUGCUCAAGCCAGCGCAUGUCCAGGCCCGUCUGAAGUUUGCCAAUGACCAUAUGGAUGAUCCAGAGGAGGAAUGGGAGAAGGUCAUGUGGUCUGAUGAGACAAAAAUAUAGCUUUUUGGUCAAAACUCCACUCGCCGUGUUUGGAGGAAGAAGAAGGAUGAGUACAACCCCAAGAACACCAUCCCAACCGUGAAGCAUGGAGGUGGAAACAUCAUUCUUUGGGGAUGCUUUUCUGCAAAGGGGACAGGACGACUGCACUGUAUUGAGGGGAGGAUGGAUGGGGCCAUGUAUCGCGAGAUCUUGGCCAACAACCUCCUUCCCUCAGUAAGAGCAUUGAAGAUGAGUCGUGGCUGGGUCUUCCAGCAUGACAACGACCCGAAACACACAGCCAGGGCAACUAAGGAGCGGCUCCGUAAGACGCAUCUCAAGGUCCUGGAGUGGCCUAGCCAGUCUCCAGACCUGAACCCAAUAGAAAAUCUUUGGAGGGAGCUGAAAGUCCGUAUUGCCCAGCGACAGCCCCGAAACCUGAAGGAUCUGGAGAAGGUCUGUAUGGAGGAUUGGGCCAAAAUCCCUGCUGCAGUGUGUGCAAACCUGAUCAAGACCUACAGGAAAUGUAUGAUCUCUGUAAUUGCAAACAAAGGUUUUUGUACCAAAUAUUAAGUUCUGCUUUUCUGAUGUAUCAAAUACUUAUGUCAUGCAAUAAAAUGCAAAUUAAUUACUUAAAAAUCUUAUAAUGUGAUUUUCUUGAUUUUUGUUUUAGAUUCCGUCUCUCACAGUUGAAGUGUAUUUAUGAUAAAAAUUACAGACCUCUACAUGCUUUGUAAGUAGUAAAACCUGCAAAAUCGGCAGUGUAUCAAAUACUUGUUCUCCCCACUGUACUUUUUUACUUCCCUGAAGCCUUAUGCAAGCCAUAAUACCUCUGGGAAAAGAUAUGUUGAGACUUGCCAAAAAGAUUAAUUUUCCUUGGCCGAGAGUGUUUCCUAUACCGAUGACGAUGUGCAAUAGUACUAGAACACUGCAAUCUGAUUGGCCGAGGUGACAGCCCUAAUGUGUGUUUCCUCAAAGUUAAUUGGUCAGAUGUUUUCAAGCAGAAUGUUGAGCUCAGUGUCAUUGUUGUUGUUUUUUACCUACGUGUUCUGCUGUUGUUCCUCUUACAGCCGGCGGCGGAAAGAAGAAAACUGGGUGAAGGGUUACUUUAGGACAAGUUCCUUUCUCUCACUCUCCUUCUUUUCCAUCCUCCUCUUCCUUCUCUCUCUUUUCCUCCUCUUUCUGCUGUUCCUCCUCUUCCUCCGCCUCUGUUGUUUUAGGUUUCUUUGUGCCCCUGCAGGUACAGUACAGUCUGUAUGUCUGACUGUGGUUGACUGUGUCUUGGUGAGGGUGGGUUUCAGGGACAGUCUGUAUGUCUGACUGUGGUUGACUGUGUCUUGGUGAGGGUGGGUUUCAGGGACAGUCUGUAUGUCUGACUGUGGUUGACUGUGUCUUGGUGAGGGUGGGUUUCAGGGACGUUCUGGAUGUUGUGUUAUGCAAGGGAUGUCAUGUGUCUAGGAGAGUCGUGAGAGUCCAGACAUUAUUUUUCUCCGUUUUGUUAGGUAUAGCGAUGUAGCCCUUGAAAAAUUAUAUAAUACAGAUGUAGGAUCUUCAUUUAAGACAGUUUACUACAGGAGGGAAAUAAUCCUGCAGCAACAGGAAAUGUGAAUUAUUAUGUGGAUUAUAAUUAAUGGACAUUUUUGUAGGGGUUGAUACAUUUUUCGUUAGGGGAAAGUCUGAAUUUUCAAAGUGGAAAUUACAAAUGUUAGAAGCCUUGUUAAAACUCAAACACACCUACACAUUUGCAUUUCCUGCUGUGCAGGAAAAUCCUCAUCAACAAAAGAGUGAACAAAUUAAGAUCCUACAUUUGUAUCUAUAGCAGGCAUAGAUGGUGGUGUUUGUGUGUGCUGCACCUGUAUAUGGUGCUGUGUGACCACUUUUGCUGACUAUACACAAAAGCGACAAUAAAGUAUAUAUAUGUAUGUACAGUACCAGUCAAACGUUUGGACACACCUACUCAUUCAAGGGGUUUUCUUUAUUUUUACUGUUUUCUACAUUGUAGAAUAAUAGUGAAGACAUCAAAACUAUUAAAUAACACAUAUGGAAUUAUGUAGUAAUCAAAAAAGUGUUAAACAAAUCAAAAUAUAUUUUGCAUUUAUGACAUCUUUGCACACUCUUGGCAUUCUCUCAACCAGCUUCACCUGGAAUGCUUUUCCAACAGUCUUGAAGGAGUUCCCACAUAUGCUGAGCACUUUUGGCUGUUUUUCCUUCACUCUGCCGUCCGACUCAUGCCAAACCAUCUCAAUUGGUUUGAGGUUGGGGGAUUGUGGAGGCCAGGUCAUCUGAUGCAGCGCUCCAUCACUCUCCUUCUUGGUAAAAUAGCUCUUACACAGCCUGGAGGUGUGUUGGGUCAUUGUCCUGUUGAAAAACAAAUGAUAGUCCCACUAAGCCCAAACCAGAUGGGAUGGUGUAUCGCUGCAGAAUGCUGUGGUAGCCAUGCUGGUUAAGUGUGCCUUGAAUUCUAAAUAAAUCACAGACAGUGUCACCAGCAAAGCACCCCCACACCAUAACACCUCCUCCUCCGUGCUUUAUGGUGGGAACUACACAUGCAGAGAUUAUCCGUUCACCCACACCACGUCUCUCAAAGACACGGCGGUUGGAACCAAAAAUCUCUAAUUUGGACUCCAGACCAAAGGACAAAUAUCCACCGGUCUAAUGUCCAUUGCUCGUGUUUCUUGGCCCAAGCAGGUCUCUUCUUCUUAUUGGUGUCCUUUAGUAGUGGUUUCUUUGCAGCAAUUCGACCAUGAAGUCCUGAUUCACACAGUCCCCUAUGAACAGUUGAUGUUGAGAUGUGUCUGUGACUUGAACUCUGUGAAGCAUUUAUUUGGGCUGCAAUUUCUGAGGCUGGUAACUCUAAUGAACUUAUCCAGUGCAGCAGAGGUAACUCUGGGUCUUCCAACCCUGUGGCGGUCCUCAUGAGAGCCAGUUUCAUCAUAGCGCUUGAUGGUUUUUGCGACUGCACUUGAAGAAACUUUCAAAGUUCUUGACAUUUUCCGUAUUGACUGACCUUCAUGUCUUAAAGUAAUGAUGGACUGUCUUUUCUCUUUGCUUAUUUGAGCUGUUCUUGCCAUAAUAUGGACUUGGUCUUUUACCAAAUAGGGCUAUCUUCUGUAUACCCACCCCUACCUUGUCACAACACAACUGAUUGGCUCAAACACAUUAAGAAGGAAAUACAUUCCACAAAUUAACUUUUAAGAAGGCACACCUGUUAAUUGAAAUGCAUUCCAGGUGACUACCUCAUGAAGCUGGUUGAGAGAAUGACAAGAGUGUGCAAAGCUGUCAUCAAGGCAAAUGGUGGCUAUUUGAAGAAUCUCAAAUAUAAAAUAUAUUUUGAUUUGUUUAACACUUUUUUGGUUACUACAUGAUUCCGUAUGUGUUAUUUCAUAGUUUUGAUGUCUUCACUAUUAUUCUACAGUGUAAAAAAAUUGUACAAAUAAAGAAAAACCCUUGAAUGAGUAGGUGUGUCUAAACAUUUGACUGGUAGUGCAUGUAUAUACUGUUUGUUUUCUUAAGUUACCUUGAUCCCCUCCCUCUCAUGUACCCCCACUCAUGUUUUUCUAAACACACAACCACUAACCAUUCGUUGGUCACUGGGACAGGCCAGCUCCCCCCUCCCCCCCCUCUCUGUCUCCAUGGCCUGGAGCGGGGUUGCGUGUUGUCGUGUUAUUGAACAGUCAUGUUAUGGAGCUUCUCAGCAUGUUCCAGUGUGUACUCAGUAACAAACUGUUUCCCAGGUGUUAACCAGUGGAUGUUCCUCUUACUCAGCCAGACCACGUGUAGAACAGAGUGGGAGUGAGUGGUAGGAGUAGGAUUCAUGUUGUUUUUAUUCCGGGGACUAUGAGAUUCAGUUGGGAUGAUUUAAAAUGUUCCCUGCACUGCAACACAGGAAAAAAAAAAAAAAGUGCUGCAUAUUGGAUAUAACUGCACUGUCGGGCAUAUUUCUGAACUUUCACAGAUAUCUUCCAUUACAUAGGUUACUGUUACUGUAGAUUAUUGCAAACACACUUGCUGCUAGGCGUCACCCUGCGAGAGAGUGCAUCUAUGCUAUAUGUUCUCACACACACACAAACACACACACACACACACACACACACACACACACUGCUCAGCUCAUAUGUGGGUAUGUGUAUUUCCUGUUUAUGAAUGCAGAGGGCGUAGACACAGUCCUAAUCCCAUAUGGUGUACUAGUACACUGGCUCUCCCACACACCACUACCAUAGUGGUGUCUGCAGUUUGUUGCAGAUGCAGUUUGUGUUAGCCUGAUCCCAGAUCUACACUUUAUGUGCUUUAGUCAAUUUCUGUAUUGUAGAGGAGCUAAAGUACAGACCUGGGACCAGCUAACUGUGUGUUACCAGCUGACAACAUGUCCACAGAUCAGGCCAUACAACCCCCCCCCUACCCCUUCCCUCGCAUUGCCCCCCUCUCCUUUCCCCAAACUGCUAAACACCAUACACUCUUUUACAACUAUAAACUAUGAACACCCCCCCCCCCACCACCUCUCCUCUCCUCUCCUCCUCUUCAAAUCAAAUCAAAUGAAAUUGUAUUUGUCACAUGCGCAGAAUACAACAGGUGUAGACCUUACCGUGAAAUGCUUACUUACAAGCCCUUAACCAACAAUGCAGUUCAAGAAGGAGUUAAGAAAAUAUUUACGAAAUAAACUCAAGUUAAUUUUUUUAAUAAAAAGUAACACAAUACAAUUAAAAUAAAGAGGUUAGAUACAGGGGGUGCCGGUACCAAGUCAAUGUGUGAGGGUACAGGUUAGUCAAAGUAAUUUGUCUCUGUGUCUGGCUGAGGAACCUGUCUCUGUUCCUUGGUAGACUGACCAGACCAGAUCAGCUUGGAGGUAUUUCUAAUGUUAUGUGUCUGUAAUGUCCUGUAAACCUUAUUUAGCCCAGACUGCUGCCUCUAUCUGCACUAAUAAUAAUAAUGAUGUGAGAAGUGAUAAUUAGCUUUUUGAAAGUGCUAUAUAUUGAAAACUUGAUUUCUGACAUGAAAAACAUAUUGGGACUGUAAAAACAGUUGACUGAUGAAAGAAAUACCCAAAUAUAGUUUUUUUGUGGAUUAUUCCUUUAAGUGCCUUGCUCAAGGGCACAUUGACAGAUGCUUCACUUUGUUGGCUGGGGGAUUCAAACUAGCAACCUUUCGGUUACUGGCCCAAUGCUAACCGCUAGGCUACCUGCCGCCCCCACUACACUCAUUCAUUUAUUACCAUCAUGUUUAACAUUAGUAAGUAAGUAGCCGAGCCAGAACGGCCCAUAGGGCAGGAGUUUAUCUCCUGUUUCUGUAGCGUGAGGCAGCUUGAUGUACACCCCCUAGACUGGUCUAUCGCAGGGCCUUACAUUAGCCAUGAUGUAAUGUACUGUAGUGUUGUAUUGAGAGAAAGGUGGAGGUGGGACAGAUUCUAGAACAGACACGCUGAAUCCCCAGUCAGUGUCUGUGGAUGAAAUCAGACCCAUCAGCCUUUGGGGUGUGGUCAUUGUCAUUGUGUCAGAGAAGUUGAUAGGCAAGGAGAGAGGGGUCAUAGUUCAUUGUGAUAGUACAGAGAGUGGGGCGGUAUCAAAGGUCAAAGGUCGCUGCAUGCCUUUCACCUUUUAUGACACGUCACGCCAGUUGCAGCACAAUGUGUGUUACUGUAACUUCCGCCACACACACAUACACACAAAAACAUCCCCCCUACACAUACACACACACAAAAACAUCCCCGCCCCACACACACACACACACACCUUCUUCUCCUUCUUUCCAUUUCUCCAUCUACCUGCUACUACUAUAUCUAUCUGUUUCUCAAUCUCUCUCUUUCUCCCUCCAGCCCUCUCUCCUUACAUCAUUAUUUAUAGUACUAUCGCCACUACCUACUGUAUGUGUCCAAUGCUCUCACUGAUUGCUGUUGUAAAGCCUUCAAAGGCUAGAACAUGAGCAGCGCAGAAGGGAAAUAUAGUGUAGCUGUGUACUGUAUGUCUCCCUUUGUGCAUUGUUAGCAACAAUUCUAUACUGAGUUGGUGAGAAUUCUAUGGUGAGAAUUCCUCCAGUCUGCAGUGUUGUUUAUUGUACUGGGAUUCACCAUUGUGUUCCUAUGUUAUUGUCAUAUAUUGUUAUAUAGCCUUGAUGAUGGAUGUAACACAACGCCCAGUGUGAGUUGUAUUGUGUUGAUCUCGGUAAUGUUUCUCACAAUUUAAUUCAAGAAGCUUUCAUGGCAUUAUAAGUCCCUAUCUUAUAUUGCCACAGCAAAAACACAUGGUACGACAACUCCACCCCGGCUGACCGCAAGGCACUACAGAGGGUGCUACUCUCAGCCGAACGCACCAUUGGGUGCACACUGCCUGCCCUCCAGGACACCUACAACACCAAGUGUUGGAAGGCCAAGAAAUCAUCAGGGACCUCAGCCACCUAAGCCACGACCUGUUCUCCCCGCUUCCAUCACUCAGACGCGCGCAGUACAGGAGCAUCAUGGCAUCAACUUGGAACUUGAAAUAACACAUAUUUAAUCAAUAAUAACACUCUCUCUGUCUCUCUCUCUGUCUCUCUCUCUCUCUCUCUCUCUCUCUCUCUCUCUCUCUCUCUCUCUCUCUCUCUCUCUCUCUCUCUCUCUCUCUCUCUCUCUCUCUCUCUCUCUCUCUCUUGCAGUGUUGUUGACGUGGGUGAACUGCUCCAGUGUGCGAUGGGCCACCCGUGUCCAGGACAUCUUCACAGCUGGCAAGCUGCUGGCCCUGGCUCUCAUCAUUAUCAUGGGCAUCGUGCAGAUCUGCAAGGGUAGGACUAGGUUCCAUCUGUGUGUGUGUGCGUGUCUCUACACCAUCUGUGCCUGUUGUUCUCUCCAUCUUUCUAAUCUCUCUCUCGUUCAAGAGACACAGAGACACAAAACCCCACUGACAUCCCAUUACUGGGUCACUGGGGACACAAAGUCAGGGCCCAAAUGGCACCCAAUUCCCUAUAUAGUACACUACUUUUAUUCAGAGCCCAAUGGACCCUGGUCAAAAGUAGUGCACUACAUAGGGAAUAGGGUGCCAUUUGGGAUGUAACAUAGCCUCCCUCUGGUAAAACUCACAGAGCUAAUAGGGUUUUAAUGUAGUUUUCAUCACAGCGCGUCUCUGUGGGUUAGUUAUCAUAACAGUAAUGAGGGUGAGUUAUGAGAGAGACAGACAGAGACAACCGUGACAAUAGGGCUGUAGACACAGAGAGAGGAGAGAAGAGUUAGAACACAAUGGGUGAGAGUAUGGGAGAAUCACCCACCAGAGAGAGAUGGAAGGGGGGAGAGGGAGAGAGAGACAACCUCUAAAUGCCGGGCUAUGAAAAGCCAAGUGACGUUUACUCCUGAUGUACUGACCUGUUGCAACCUCUACAACCACUGUGAUUAUUAUUUGACCCUGCUGGUCAUCUAUGAACGUUUGAACAUCUUGGAGAGGUGUUAUAAUCUCCACCCUGCACAACCAGAAGGGGACUGGCCACUCCUCAGAGCCUGGUUCCUCUCUAGGUUUCUUUCUGCCUUUCUAGGGAGUUUUUCCUAGCCACCGUGCUUCUACAUUUGCAUUGCUUGCUGUUUGGGGUUUUAGGCAGGGUUUCUGUAUAGCACUCUGUGACAUCUGCUGAUGUAAAAAGGGCUUUAUAAAUAACAUUUGAUUGAUUGAUUGAGUAAGAGAGAGAGAGAGAGAGGGGAGGAAGAGGCAAACAAUGACAGAGGAAGAGGGAGAGUAAGAGAGAGAGAGAGGGAGAGAGAGAGGGAGGAAGAGAGAGAUACAUGUAGUGUUCAUAUUGGCAUGCCAACGAACAGGUGAGCCAGGGGAAAGAAGAGAGACAGACGGGUUGGGCUACGAAGCAGACAUGGUGUACAAACCAAUAGUACAUACUCUGUCUGUGUGUAUGUCUGUGUGUCUAUCUGUCUGUCUGCCACACACCUCAUCAUUGUUAUGCCCUAUGUGUGACCUGGCAGUUUGUUUAAUGAUCUGCAUUGCUGUAAUAGCAGUUGACCAAUUUCAAACAGAUGAAGAAUUCCUACAAACUCUAUACAAUCCUAAUUCUAAAGCCUCUGGUCCUCUCUCCUCGUCCAGGGGAGUACUAUUGGCUGGAGCCAGCCCAUGCAUUCGAGCCCUUCCAGGAGUACGAUGUGGGGCUGAUAGCCCUGGCCUUCCUACAAGGCUCCUUCGCCUAUGGGGGAUGGAACUUCCUCAACUACGUCACUGAGGAGCUGGUCGACCCCUAUGUGUAAGACACUACCAUUAGUAGCGUGUCCCAAAUGACACCCUGUUCCCUUUGUAGUGCACUACUUUUGACCAGGGCACAUAGGGCUCUGUCACUACGUCACUGAAGAGCUUGUCGACCGCUACGUGUAAGACACAUCAAUUAGUACAUGCUUGCCUACCAAAUGGCACAUUUACAUUCGUCAUUUAGCACCUUGUUCCCUUUAUAGUGCAGUAUUUUAUAGGGCACAUAGGGCUCUGGUCAAAAGUAGUGCACUAUAUAGAGAAUAGGAUGCCAUUUGGGACGCAGCCUGCUCUGGCAUAGAUUGUUCUGUUGUUCUCAAACAUACGAAGAAUGCAUUGAAGCAGAAUUAUCAUCAAUCGUUCAUUAUAAAGCACAUACCAAUAAAUAAAUGUUGGGGGAAAAACACGUAUUUAGAUAUUUUUCUGAGAGAAAUGGACUAAUACCUAUUAUCUACAUGUCUUUAAUAAAUUAUCUACCAUCCCCCAUCCCUCCAUCCCUCUCUCUAUUCUGAACUGGACUGAUACCUGUUAUUACCUGAUGUCUUUAAUGAAUUAUCUAUCUUCCUCCCCAUCCUCCAUCCUUCCAUACCUCUCUCUAUUCUAGGAAUCUUCCUCGGGCCAUCUUCAUCUCCAUCCCCUUGGUGACGUUCGUCUACGUGUUCGCCAACAUCGCCUACGUCACCGCCAUGAGUCCUCAGGAGCUGCUGGCCUCCAACGCUGUUGCCGUGGUGAGUAGCUCCACCCACCACCCUGUCAGGAUUAGGAAGCAGACAGACGUGCUCUGGGUUUAUUCAUAUUCAGUAUUACAAAAGACCUCUGGCGGCCCCUUUUGGUCACUAAGAGUUAAUGCGCCUCAAAUUAAACUUUGAAAAUUGAAGCUUGUAGUAGCAUCAUAGUAACAUUAUCAAUAAUUAUCAAUCUUCCACUCUUUUUUCAAUUUUAGUAUAUAAACAUGUUUGUGAUGUCUAUGUAGAUAUGUAUCAGUUCAUUGAAUGUCUGAGUGUGUUUAAACAUCUCUUUUCCCCUCCCUCCCUCCCUCCCUCCCUCCCUCCCUCCCUCCCCUCCCUCCCCUCCCCCCUCCCUCCCUCCAGACGUUUGGUGAGAAGCUGCUGGGAGUGAUGUCAUGGAUCAUGCCCAUCUCUGUGGCUCUGUCCACCUUCGGAGGGGUCAACGGAUCCCUCUUCACCUCCUCACGGUCAGUGUCAACAUCCCUUUAACAACCAGGAGUUAUCUGCUUAUCUCUCCUUAUGUCUAGUCUAAUUCUACUGUAUUUAUCUUCUGAAUCUCUCUCUAGGAACCCCACUCUUACUGUACUUCUGCACCAGACCUUUAUAUCACCAUGUAUUCCUCUACAGUGUUUUACAGUAUUUUGGGAUGCAGAUUAUAUGGGUGUUUAUUCUGAUUAUCUCUCUCUCUCUCUCUUUCCCUCUCUCUCUUUCCCUCUCUCUCUCUCUCUCUAACAGGUUGUUCUUUGCUGGAGCCAGAGAGGGCCACCUCCCCAGUCUCCUGGCCAUGAUCCACGUGAAGCGCUGCACACCCAUCCCUGCUCUGCUCUUCACCGUGAGUACCAGCUCCGUCCUUCUCUGUCUCAGACUGUUUACCAUUGAUCUAUACACUAUAUACCCACAUGCAGUAUCCGCAAUUUCCCCUGUCCUGACGCAAAAAAACAAAUAAAACAUUUUUUUGAAAAUUAAAAGGGCCAGCCUUUCCCCAAAAAAAUGUAAAAAACGGGCACCGUGUACAGGGGAAUUAAAAGGGAAUUGGCCCCCCAAAAAAACCCCCGAGGAAAGGGGGGGGGAGAAGAAGGGAAGAAUAAGAGAGGAGAGGGGGAGGGGAGGAGAGCGGGGAGGGAGAGGGGGGAGGGGGAAGGAAGAGAGAGCGGAGAGGAGAGCGACAGGAGAGAAGAGGGAGAGAGAGGGGAAGGGGAAAAGAGAGAAAGAAAAGAAGAGGGAAAGCAGAGGAGACGCUCAAUUCUUUUUAUUUCUAUUUUAUAUCUCCGUCUCUCUCUUCUCUUCUUCCUUAUUCUCUUCUUUUCCCUUCUCUUCUCCUAUCUAUCUCUCUCUCUCUCUCUCUCUCUCUCUCUCUCUCUCUCUCUCUCUCUAUCCCUCUCUCCCUCCCUCCCCCAGUGUCUGUCCACCCUGCUGAUGCUGUGCACCAGUGACAUGUACACCCUCAUCAACUACGUGGGCUUUAUCAACUACCUCUUCUACGGGGUCACUGUUGCCGGGCAGAUUGUGCUGCGCAUCAAGGAACCUGACAUGCACCGACCAAUCAGGGUGAGUUUCGUAGGAGACCCAUUCCUGGCAUUGGGUUCUAUUAAGUUCUAUAGGGGCUAGACUUUCUCCAAAGUUUUUAUUUGACCUUUUUGUUAUGUUCUCAAUGUUUAGUCAAUCUGACCCUAGGUAUUUGAGGGCGUAUUAUAUGCAUUCUUAUUGUGGUUUGCAUAAUGACUGACUCCACCAUCUGUCUCUCUCUCUCCUCCAGAUCAGUCUGGCGUGGCCUGUGAUCUACCUGUUGUUCUGGGCCUUCCUGCUCAUCUUCUCCCUGUACUCAGAGCCCGUGGUGUGUGGCCUCGGUAUGGCUAUCAUGUUGACUGGAGUGCCUGUCUACUUCCUGGGUGUCUACUGGGACAACAAGCCUGAGUGCUUCAACACCUUCGUUGGUACGUCAGCCUCGUUCAAAUUCCUUCAACUUUAUUUAUUUAUUUAACCUUUAUUUUAGCAGGCAAGUCAGUUAAGAAUAACUUUGUAUAUACAAGGAUGGCCUGGAACUGUAUUAAAGGUAGACUCAGCGAUAUGACGUAGAUGCAGAAAGUAAACAGCAUAGUGGGUCAACAACUAAGCGCGUUGAAGCGCGAGGCUUAACUUCUCCGCCGUUUUUGGUGCCCUGGCUACCACUCUGUGAACAGCGUGAAGCUGUGUGUGACUGUGUGAGAGCGAAGUCUUGCAUCUCUCUCAUCGCAAUAUCUGCGGUGCUGCUCGUGGCAACGUCAUUUCUACGUCAGUCUACUUUUAAGAUGAAUGUAACUUUAUUUCAAAAGCAUUGCUAUUAUUAUUAAAAUGACUGGCUUUCUAGUCACUUGACAUAAUGAAUGUUGAUUCACAAGAUCUCACUACUAACACAGUUUCUUCUUCUGUCUUGUGGAUCUUUUCCCUAUGACUAUUUAUACUGUAUUAACUUCCUUGGCUUCUCUCUAUAUCUACUGUGUGUUUACUGUACUGUUGUACUCUAGACAAGGAUCCUAACCUCUCCUCUUCUCCAGCCAAGAUGACCUACCUGGGGCAGAAGUUCUGUGUGGUGGUGUACCCAGGAGAGACGAAGGGAGCCGAGGAGGCAGGGAGCAGGGAGGAGUGCGAGGAGCUGAAGGAGUCCCGGGCUCAAAAGUCUGCAGACUGCUGAACACAGACCCCCCCCCCCCCCCCCCAACCACCACCCAACUACUCACCAUACACACACAGACACACACAC
Messenger RNA from Coregonus sp. 'balchen', 20896 nucleotides. The record is from the annotation of a GenBank genome assembly. NCBI's taxonomy places the organism in Eukaryota, Metazoa, Chordata, Actinopteri, Salmoniformes, Salmonidae.